AUGGAAGGAGACGUGAAUGAUGAAGGUGGGAAAGACACUAUAAAAGGUAACAAUAACAGCCGCGGUAAAGACAGAAGUAAAGGCGGCAGUAAAGGUGGAAGUAAAAGCGGAAGUAAAAGCGGGGGUAAAAGCGGCAGUAUCAACAGCAGUAAUAACAGCUGUAACAACAGUAGUAAAAAUAGCAGUGCCAACAGUAGUAAAAGCAGUAAAAACAGUAACACCAACAGUAGCACCAACAGUAGUAAAACUAGCAGUGUCAACCGCAGUAACAGCAGUGACAGCAGCAGUUGCAACAAAAUGGACGCGAAAUCUUCCAGUGAUGCGCUCGCUCCAAAUUGCAACGGCGGAGAUUUUUUCGACCCAAGAAACGAAUUCCACAUCCACAAUACGGAUCAGGAAAAUUGCGGAAAAACACAAAAAGACAAUAUAAAAUUUACGCAGGUAAAUAAUUCCCAUUGGAAUUACGACAACCAAGCAGUUAGACAGAGCUACGACGCCAUUACAUCUAAUGAAAUAAGUGCGAACAACGCAAAUAUGUGUUUCUCAAAUAAUAGCGCUAUGAAUUACCACCCCCCAAUUCGUGAUGGUAAUAACAAUUUAAUAAAACCAAAUAAUGUGGGCUACUUAGAUUCUAAUACACUAAAUUCUAACCAUGUCUACAAUAUGAAUAAAGUUUACAUUGACGGGAAUCCAUUCGCCAUUAAGACAAGCACAACAGAUAAUAAUUUACUAAACAUGAAUUCUGCUUAUUUUAAUAAUGCAAUGAAAUGCUCCGAUUACCACAAUUCUAACAACUGCAUAUAUCAUACCGGCAUGCUAAACACGAGCACAUCAGAAAAUCAGAAAAAUUAUUCCAACAACUCAAGUCCGUAUAAAAAUGAUUAUUUGAAAUAUAACCUGUAUUCUGUGAAUUCUAUACAUAAUAAUUUGAAUUUUUCUAACAUAUCCAAUUCUAAUAACGUGAACUAUAACGUAUUUAAUAGCAGCGUCACCACCCCUGCCUUAGAUGCAAUGAAUUAUAACCCCAUAAACAACUCGUGCAAUGUGAAAUACACAUCUAACAUGCUGGAUUCUACACCAAUAAAAAAUGUUAACUUGUCCAAGGCGAAGGAUCUCAAUUUUAGCCACUCCAACAAGGUAUUUUUGCAGGACUCUGAUUUGUCUAAUAAUUCCUAUAGAAAAUUAAAAAAUGAAAUUUUGUCGCCAAACUAUCCCACUCCCGUGUGUAAUGUAGCCUCAAUCGAGGACUCUUCUAGAUACAUUUCGAACAAUAGUAGCAAACGUCCAAAUAAAAACCUUUUAAAAACUAAUGCUUUAAAUAGCACUGAUUCUAGCGUAGCGAAGGAAGACGUUAAUGCGUUAGUUUUUGCUCAACCGGGAGUCGCUGGCAACGAUAGGGCGAAAUUGCUAACUAGGGGAAUUGAAAGUUGUGAAGAAGUUGUGUCACGGGAAAGUGCGGAAAGGGAAGAUCGAGUGGAAAAAAUAGAUCGAGCGGAAAAAACAGAUCGAGCGGAAAAAACAGAUCGAGCGGAAAAAACAGAUCGAGCGGAAAAAACAGAUCGAGUGGAAAAAACAGAGCGCAGUCACAAACACGAACGAGGACAAGAACGCAAAAACGACGUAGGCAUGGGGGAAGACAAACAAAGCGACAAAAAAAAGAAGAAUGCACACCCAAUGAGAAACCAUUCAAAUACUCAAAAUAAAAAACAUAAAAGCGAAGGAAAUUCAUCAAAUACAAAUGUCACAAGUGGAAAACCAAAAGGAAAGUCUUCUGAUCAAGACAAAGAGGGCUAUUACAGGGAGGAUAAAUCAAGAGAAAAAUGCAAUACAAAUGAACGGAAAAAAGAUUCAAAGGAGGAAAAUUUCGCAGUGAACAUAACAAAAAAUCAAAAAAGUAGAAGAAGCGUAACAAAUGAAAAUCAACAAUUGAAGAGUGAAGAGAAAAUUUUCAAUUGUAAAGAAGAUACACACGAAUGCAGUUACAAAAAGGGCGCAAGAGAAAUCCCCUCAAAAGGAAGCAGUAAAAAUCAAAUUGUUGUGCACAAAAGAAAUAGUCAAGUUUUGACAAAGAUAAUGAAUUUCCAUGGUUCGGAUGAAGAUAUAAAAAAUGACGCGAUCUCUCAUAAAAAGAAAUACACCACAGAGCACACAAAAGGUGACGAAUUCCCCGAUAUUGUUAAAUCCAAUACGAUAAAAGAUAGGUUGAGAUCACGCUCAGCAAAAGAACAGGCAGAAAGAAAUAAAGCCAUACAAGAUAAUAAAAAUGGGAAAAAUUUGUCAAAAUAUGAUUUCCUCAUGAAUCGAAAUGUCGUUUUUAAUAAUGUUCCCAUAGAAAAUAAAAAAGAAGGGAAAAAAAAAGUAACCUCCCUGAAAAAUUGUGAAGAAAAGAGCACCAAUUCGGAACAAGUGCAAAACGAUAAUAUGGCGGAAAAAAAAAGAAAGCUUAAAGACAUCAGCCAAGGAAAAGUUGACUCAAAAGGUGAGCCCGUCGCGGAAGUGGUGAGCAAAAAUGAGAAAAAAAAGAAAAAAUUGAAAAUAUUGAAAACGAAUGAGGAUCCAAAGGAUCAAAAAAAUGCCAAUGAUCUAAGCAGUGUAGUUAUUAGCACGAAUGGCAAUAACCAUAAAGACAAACGAAAGGAAAAAGCUCGUCAAGACCAAACACAUGCUUCUAAUGCCAACGCGGGGGGAAAUAAAAAUUGUGCUAAAGCACCAAAAGGGGAUGUGGUCAAAGGGGAGGAUCUCGCUGGAAAGAAGCAAAAUGACAAAAAAAAUGAAACAGGUGUGUUAAAGGUGGAAAGUCGCAAAAAGGAUGAUAAGAAAACGGAACAAGGAAAAACAAGUGAAAAAGUGAAGAAGGACAAAAAGGCUCAACAGGUACAAAAUGGAGAACACCUUCUAGCAGUGCAAACUACAUUACUCCAUAAAAUGAAAGAAAAAAGCAGUAUAGAGGGAACGGAUACAAAGGAACCAAGCGAAGUAACGGUCGAAACGGAAGAGGCUGCAACCGGAGAAAGUAAUCUAGACAAGGGCGAUAAAAACGAGGCGUCUUUGCAAGGGAAACUUUCACAAAAGCGGAUAUACCCUUUGGAGGAAAAAAACUCCAUUAAAGAGAAAGGUAGAGAAAUGUGCAGUAAUGAAGAUGGUAAUGCGGAAAGGGGUUUUCCUCAAAUGGAACCUCCGCAGAGGGAAACCUCCAAAGCGAAAGGACUUAACAAAGAAGCGGGCAAACCAGAUAGUCAUGCAAACCGUGAAAAGAAAAAAACAUUCCCAAUGAACAACCCGAUCAAAGGUAAAUGCGAAGCAGUUGCCAACGGGAAGGAAGCGGUCGCGAAAGAAGAAGGAGCAAUGUUAGCCAGUACACAGGAAGACGCCUCCCCUGUGGACGCAGUAGACGGGUAUAAAAAAAAGGAAUCCGUGGUGAUAAAAGAGGAACCAAAAGGUCGCAAGCGGUGUAGCAAAACAAACGGUUCCAGGGGUGAGGAAAAGAAAGGGGAAAUAGGAAACACCACGCGGUUUAAACCAAACGUAUGUGAUGAACAUCCCGCAAAGGACGAUGCAGAAAAAUUAGAGAUGCCCAAUAGUGCGCAUGAGGAUGAAAAAGAAAAACUGAACGAUGAAAUAAUAAAUACAAUGGACCGAAAUGGAAACGUAAUUGAUAAGGACAAUUAUAAAAUUACGGCCUCAGUGAUUUAUCCCAAUGAUACUAGAACUGUACGUGUGAAUAGCAAAAAAAAAAAAAGCGUGAAAGAUUUAGAGCCAGAUUUACAGUCAGCGACAAAUGAAAAGAGCGAUUCGGUACAUGGCAAGGCAAAGAAAAUUUGGUCAAACUUGGGCUACAUCAACUACAUAGAUAACUUUGUCGGGAAGGGUUCCUAUGGCCACGUCAGGAAGGCUUUGUACAACAUUGACAAGAACACAAAGGACUUAAAAUUUUACAUUGACAAGAUAAGCAGUCCAGAAUUUGCACACCUGUUAAUGGAGUGUACCACGCUGAACAACUUGGAACGCGCUGACGAAAAAGACGCAGCGGAGCUAGACCCCGAGGCGGCCUACAGUAACGCCCCCAGUUUGAAAACGAGAAGAACCAAUUCGCUUGCCUUAAAUAAUGGAAGCGUCCCAGUUAGUGACGCAAAGGAGGUGAGCAGGGGUAUCCAAAACGAUAACCCAAAUUGCCAGGUGAACAAACGAAAAGAAUCCCGCAAUGUCCAAGAGCCCAUUUUAGAAGAACAUAAAAAAGAAAACCAGUGCCCUUGUUGUAACCGCAAAGGGCAUGUCCAGCUAGCCAUAAAAGAAAUAGACGUUAAUCGAAAAGGGAACGAAUUCCAAUUCGUGAGAGAACAAGAACUGAUGUGCCACUUCAACAGCAACGUCAUUAAACCUAUAAGCACAAAAAAUGGAAACUUAAAGGAAAGACGGAAUUACGAAAUAUUAAUGCAUUGUGCUAAUGGGGACUUGAGAAAAUUACUUCAAAAUUUAAUAUUCCACAGAAAAAAAGAAUUUGAAAAAAGAAAAAAAAUUAACAAAAUCCUGAAACUGAUACAUAUCAUUUUUGGGGAAAAAUACAAAUGCUACAAAAAUGAACAUAAAAGGGAAUAUACUUGUAUAGGUCUAUGUCAUCAAAAAUUAAAAAAUCUGAAAAUGAUGUUAAAUAACUCCGUAGUAGAGGUAGACUUACCCGCACUGGAUUUGAUAUAUGACAAUAUAAAGGUGUACAAUUGUGGGCUAACCGAAUUGGAGUGUAAAUUUCUCUUCUUUCAGAUAGCAAACGGAAUUAGCUUCCUCCAAACAUGCUACCAAUCUAACAUAAUACGCUUAACAGACAUUAAGUUGCAAAACAUUUUGGUGUAUACAAAUGCUCAUAAUAUUUAUAAUCCCUUCAAAUGGCAUUUGUGCAUUUCCGAUUUUGGCUGUUCCGCAAUGGAAUAUGCAACUUAUCACCUUGAAAAUAUGAAAGGAUACACAGAAAAGUACAAACGUGCCGUAAGUCAGUGGAAGCAUCAGUUAAUCAAUCAGCUCUCUUCGUACUUCCAAGGAACAGUUUACACCAUGGCACCUGAAGGGUUAUGCUACGACCACAAGGGAAAUUUUAGAAAUUCAAAAUAUAACACGUUGAUUCAUUUUUAUGAGCAAAAUUUUGGAAAUAUCGAUGUCAGAUUUAAAGAGCUUCAAGAAUCCGCAAGUGGGGCGUUUGGCACUAUAAACAAACGUAAAAUGCUUAAUAUAAACUCGCGUAGAAACUUCGUUUUCAAUGAUGAGGCGACAACACAAGACAAGCAAGCACCACCUCAAGGAAAUCCUGAUGGUGCUAACAAUGCUGGGGGAGAAAUGGAGGAAGAAAAGAAUGCAUCCAGUGAGAAAGAUCUUUCACAAAAGAAAGAGCUACCCUCGCAAAGAGACGACACGGAACAUGCAGGUAACGAAAAGGGAAAAGGGCAAGCUCAUGGGGAAGUGCAAGCUGAAGGGAAAGGGCAAGCUGAAGGGCAAGGGCAAGCUGAAGGACAAGGGCAAGCUCAAGGGGAAGUGCAAGGGAAAAACGGCCCCAAUGAAAGCAACAAAAAGAUGAACAACACCUCGACGGAAUACUUCCCUUUCGAUGUAAGAUGCGACAGCUGGGCCCUAGGAAUCAUCCUAGCCGAUUUAGGGAAAUGCGGAAUCGGUUCUUACGAUUAUAUAGCAUCAGAAAAGUUCAGCGAAAGCUACAUUAACUGUAUGAGGAAGAGCAAAAAUGUGGACCUAAAUAGCAUAGUACUGGAUAACUUGAAUUUCUCAAAGGGUGAAGAAGUUUUCUACCUGCAGUGUAUAAUGCACUACUACGACAUUGUCAGCUUGGAGUGGGGGGAUGAAUGUUUAGAGAAUGAGGAGCUAAAAAGGCGUGGACGCAAAAGGCACCAAGGGGAUGCGUCCAAGUGGGGGACCACUACAGACGAGACGGGUGGCAACUCCGGGGGAAACGCAGUAGGCAAUUUGGAAAACCAUCUUAAUGGAAACAUAGAAAAUGACCUUAGCGAAAAUUCCAUCGGGAGAGACAUGUACCAAUGUGCAGACAAACGAAGGAGCAAAAGACGCAGCGACAAGUGCUCACUAGGCAGAAGCAACUGCGCUAAGUAUCAUUCUAGAGGCGCCAAAGGGAUGGAAAUCAAACUUGAAGACAAUUUAAACGAUUUUUCAAAGCCAAGAAUAACGAAGAAAAGAAUCACAGCGAGAGGAACAAUUGGGGAUACAGGAAGAAAAAAAAAAAAUGAUGACAACAAUUUUGAAAAUCUAGACUUGUUUACAAGCCACUACAAGGAGUUCAUCUUAAAAUACAAAGAUCUCAUAAAAGGAGAGAAACUUGCAUAUAUAAAAUAUGAGUUUGUGAAAUAUUAUAAGUCGAAUAAACAUUUGAUAACUCCAAAAAAUAUAGGCAAGAAAAUCCUAUUCCUCUUUCUAAUAAUUAAUAACAACCUGACGUACAGUUACUACAAUGAGUAUCAGUCCUUCUUCAGAAACGAGCUAACUAUUAAGAACAUUGGGUCAGGAAUCUUCAAAUUUAGGAAUAAAAAAGAAAAAGAAAAAUAUCUCCUAGACUUUAAAGUCAACAUACAAAAGGAACACAUGAAUGGAAACAAGGAGUACUGGCAUAGUCGAUUGACCAAUAAAUAUUUGGCUUAUAUUUUAAAAGAAGUAUGUCAUAAAGAUUUUUGUGAUAGAAAAAAAAAUAUAAAAAGAUGUUACAGCAAAUUUGAGUACCCCCUAAAUUAUAGCGAUGACUACUGGAAUUUAUUGACUGAUCUUUUGAAUUAUGUUCCUUAUCAAAGAUUAUUAGCCUGUGAAGUUAUUGGCCACGAUUUUUUCUCAGAUCCAAGUGAAAAAAUUAAACACAUCGCAGCUGCUGCAGGCAAUGCUGCUCCAGAGAAGGUUGCUCCAGAGAAGGUUGCUCCAGAGAAGGUUGCUCCAGACAAGGCUGCUCCCGACAAGGCUGCUCCCGACAAUGCUACUCCAGACAAUGCUGCUCCAAACAAUGUUGCUCCAGACAGUGCUGCUGCAGACUUGUUUGCCCAAAAGGAAUUGAUGAAUAUCAUAUCGAAGAAUUACGUACAAGAAAAGAAGGAGAACAAAUAUGUGUGCAAUCCUUUUCUGCGGAAAACUGAAGGGGAAACUGCAACAGAGGCAAGUAGAUCCAACAUGGGAGACAAAUUUCUUCAGUUGCGUGCAAACAAAGGGAUUUCACUCAACUGCGUAUCAAAGUCUGCAGAAAGACGAGUCAGUGCAGGAAGAGCAAAAGAAAGGGACUUGUCAAAAGUGAGUUGGGCGAUGGGAAAUGAAAAGAACGCCAAUCAGCAAAAGAAAUUUAUGACGUCCCUUUACGACACCAUCAUUGAGCACAUGAAAAACGGGUGCGAUUUUUGCGACAACGUAAGGGACUGUCUGAAUUACAGAAAUAUUUUGGAGAGGAUCGACAAGCUGGAAACCCCCCGUUUAACGGUUAACGAAAGGGACCAAAGAGGUGUGAGCAGUACGCGGGGAAUAAGUGCGCUUAUAAGAAGUGCGCCUGUGAGAAGUGAACAAUUUGGGCGCCCACGAAAUGUAUGCAACAAUGUGUAUUAUUUCCUAAACGAAGCGUCCAUUUUUGCCGAGCUCACAAAUUUAGACAUAUUCAUGAAGGCGCACUUACCAUUCGAGCAUCUGUGCCUGCCCAUGUGCGAUGAAAAAACGCACAAGGAUAAAUUACAAGUGAACUUCUUCUUCAAGCCAAUGUACUUCUAUUCCUUCCCAUACAAAAUUAUACACGCGUGGUAUACGGGCCCCCUGCACAUCUACUUGGAGCACCCAGGCAUUCCUGAUUACAUCAACUCCAUAUGUUUAAGAGAAUCCUAUACUUUAAAAAGGAAAGAAAUUAUUUUUUGGGAUUGCGAAAAUAUCGUUAUGGAAAGUGCACUGAAGCUUAAGCGGCUUUUAAACUGCUCCGAUGAUUUCCUCUGCACCCCUUAUGUGUCCCAUAUAAUAGGAAAACAUUUGCUAAUUAGGAAGCAAUUCCUUUUAAAAAAUGUUGAUAAAAAAAUGACUAAUUCUUUCUUUUUUUUAAUUCAAAACUUGCUAUUUAAUAGCAGUCCAAUUUUUGCGUGUCCGUGA
Molecule: messenger RNA, 8112 nt
Organism: Plasmodium cynomolgi strain B
Lineage: Eukaryota; Apicomplexa; Aconoidasida; Haemosporida; Plasmodiidae
Product: protein kinase domain containing protein
Exons: 2
Coding region: 1-8112 (2703 amino acids)
Biological process (GO): protein phosphorylation
Molecular function (GO): ATP binding; protein kinase activity
Source: RefSeq, a predicted model, not a curated record